CUCAAAGAAGACCCAGAUGUUAAGAUCAAACUUAAAAUCCAAUCUUUAAUAUAUCCUGCCCUUCAGGCUCUUGAUAUGGAUUUGCCAUCAUACAAGGAACAUUCACACUUUCCAUGUCUACCCAAAUCACUUAUGGUCAGGUUCUGGAGUGAAUACUUUACCACAGAUAAAUCACUUGAAAAAGCCAUGCUCUUCAAUCAACACGUACCAGUGGAAUCAAGCCAUCUGUUCAAGUUUGUUAAUUGGAGUUCCUUGCUUCCUGAGAAGUUCAGAAAAGGACAUGUUUAUAAUAGUCCAACUCAUGGUAGCUCCAAGCUAGCUAAAAAAUAUCCAGGGUUCCUAGAUGUGAGGGCAGCCCCGCUGCUGGCUGAUGACAACAAGUUGCGUGGUUUACCCGUGACCUAUGUCAUCACUUGUCAAUAUGACGUUUUAAGAGAUGAUGGAGUCAUGUAUGUCACUCGACUUCGGAAUGCUGGAGUUCAAGUGACCCAUGACCACAUUGAGGAUGGAUACCAUGGAGCAUUUUCCUAUGAUGGAUUUAAAAUUGUGUACAGAAUAGAAAAUCUGUAUAUGAGUUGGCUACGUGAAAAUCUGUAGUGAAAA
Molecule: messenger RNA, 603 nt
Organism: Propithecus coquereli (Coquerel's sifaka)
Lineage: Eukaryota; Metazoa; Chordata; Mammalia; Primates; Indriidae
Product: arylacetamide deacetylase-like
Exons: 1
Biological process (GO): triglyceride catabolic process
Cellular component (GO): cytosol
Molecular function (GO): triacylglycerol lipase activity; sterol ester esterase activity
Source: RefSeq, a predicted model, not a curated record